AACAGUGAAAACUGGGCAGUGUCUGCACGAAAGCGCCCUCGACGCGCACGCGGCGCACUUUCUGUCUCGAGAGACGACGAGCGCUCGCGCUGAGACUGCGCCUCCUCCUCCUCGGCUCCUCGCGCCGUUCUGUGCUGUGGGCGUCGCUGCGCCGACGGCGGCCGCGUCGCCAAACUUUGGGAACUAUGUGCAUCUGACAGUUGUUCCGCUCGUGUUCUUCUCGCACGCGCGUCGUGACUGGAGCCGCGUGUGUCGGCGUCGUCGUCCGUCAACAUGCAGCGCGAUGUGCGGCUGUGACGGACCGUGGACCCGGACUGAAAGCGAGCGAGCGAGCGAGCGAGCGUGCGCGUCGCGCCGCGCCGCGCCUGUGCACGGGCUCCACGGGAAACCGCCGCGCGUAACGCUGGCCGUCCAUGGAGAAGUGGCGGAGACGCUGCUCAGCACCAGCCACGCGUAGAGACAGCGAGUGACGGCCGAACCAUGAGCCAGGACCACGACGGCAUCUCGUUACCGGUGCCGUGCUUCGGCGCGGAAGGCGCCCGCAAACGCAGCGGCCCCUCCGGCAUCCCCGCGGCCGGGACCUUCUGGCAGGACUCCAUGAUGGGCAGCGCGGGGCUCGGGCCCGACGUCGACCGGUGCCCGAUGGACGGCGGCGGCCUGCUGUCCACCGGGAAGUGCAAGAGCCGCCCGGUGACGGCGGCGUACGUGGUGAACGGCGAGGCGAGCGUGCAGAGCAACGCGGAGAGCAUGGCCCUGCAGUGCCUGAAGGACGCCUGCGACGCCGUGGGCAGCAAGCUGGACGCCGUCAACUUUGGCAAACUCGACUUUGGGGAGACCACGGUCCUGGACCGCUUCUACAACGCAGACAUCGCUGUUGUGGAGAUGACGGACGCCUUCCGUCAGCCAUCGCUCUUCUACCACCUGGGCGUCAGAGAGAGCUUCAGCAUGGCCAACAACAUCAUCCUUUACUGCGACACUAACUCGGACGCGCUGCAGUCCCUGCAGGAGAUCAUUUGCCAGAAGAACACUACGUGCUCGGCCAACUACACCUUCAUCCCCUACAUGGUGACGCCGCACAACAAGGUGUAUUGCUGCGAGGGCAGCCUGAUGAAGGGCCUGACGCAGCUGAUGCAGCCCAGCUUCGAGAUGCUGCUGGGGCCCAUCUGCAUGCCGCUGCUGGACCGCUUCGUGCAGCUGCUCAAGGAGUCGCAGGCCAACUCGCACCAGUAUUUCCGUGAGACCAUCCUGAACGAGAUACGAAAGGCCCGGGAGCUGUACACCGGCAUGGAGCUGGCUGCCGAGCUGAGCCGCAUCCAGCAGCGGCUCGACAACGUGGAGUGCCUUUCAGUGGACAUCGUCAUCAACCUGCUGCUGACGUACAGGGACAUCCAGGACUAUGACUCGAUUGUGAAGCUGGUGGAGACGCUGGAGAAGCUUCCGACCUUCGACCCCGUGGCUCAUCCUCAUGUAAAGUUCCACUACGCCUUUGCAUUGAAUAGGAGGAACCUGCCAGGCGACAGACAGAAGGCCCUGGACACCAUGCUUCCCCUGGUGGAGGAUGAGGAGGAGCAGGUAGCGUCGGACAUCUACUGCCUGGUGGGGCGCAUCUAUAAAGACAUGUUCCUGGAGUCCCACUUCACCGACACGCAGAGCAGAGACAGCGGCAUUCUGUGGUUUAAACGGGGGUUUGAGUCUGAACCAACACUACACUCUGGUAUCAACUACGCUGUUCUGCUCCUGGCAGCUGGACAGCAGUUUGACACGUCCUUUGAGCUUCGCAAAGUGGGAGUGAAGCUCAGCAGUCUUCUGGGAAAGAAAGGCAGCCUGGACAAGCUGCAGAGCUACUGGGAUGUGGGCUUCUUCUUGGGCGCCAGCAUCUUGGCCAGUGACAAAACCAGAGUCAUCCAGGCCUCUGAGAAACUCUUCAAGCUCAAAGCGCCCAUCUGGUAUCUGUGCUCAUUGGUGGAAACCAUCUUGAUCUACCAGCACUUCACCAAGUCCAGUGUGGAGCCGCCAUCUCCCCGACAGGAGCUGUUGGACUUCUGGAUGGACUUUCUGGUGGAGGCAACCAAGACGGACGUCUCCUCUGUACGAUUUCCUGUGUUGAUACUGGAGCCCACUAAAGUGUACCAGCCUUCGUAUCUGUCCAUAAACAAAGACGUGGAGGACAACACCGUGUCCAUCUGGCAUGUGGCGCCUGAUGACAAGAACAAGGGGAUCCAUGAGUGGAACUUCAGCGCCACUUCAGUACGAGGGGUCAGCAUCUCCAAGUUUGACGAGCGCAGCGCUUUCCUCUACGUCCUUCACAACGCAGAGGACUUUCAGAUCUACUUCUGUACAGAGAUGCACUGUAAAAGAUUCUGCGAUCUGGUCAACAGCAUAACAGAGGAGACGUGGAAAAGUCCAGAGGAGGGAGACUGUGACGCUGAUACCUUAGAGUACGACUACGAGUACGAUGAGCACGGGGAGAGGGUGGUUCUGGGAAAAGGCACGUUUGGAGUGGUUUACGCAGGACGAGACCUCAGCAACCAGGUGCGACUGGCCAUCAAGGAAAUACCAGAGAGAGACAGCAGAUACUCUCAGCCUCUCCACGAGGAGAUCGCUCUCCACAAGCACCUCAAGCACAAGAACAUCGUCCAGUAUCUGGGCUCCAUCAGCGAGAACGGCUUCAUCAAGAUCUUCAUGGAGCAGGUGCCCGGAGGGAGUCUGUCUGCACUGCUGAGGUCCAAAUGGGGCCCUCUGAAAAACAACGAGCCCACGAUCGGCUUCUACACCCGACAAAUCCUGGAGGGGCUGAAGUACCUGCACGACAACCAGAUAGCACACAGAGAUAUCAAGGGCGACAACGUUCUCAUCAACACCUACAGCGGCAUCCUGAAGAUAUCCGACUUCGGCACGUCUAAGAGGUUGGCUGGGAUCAACCCCUGCACCGAGACCUUCACAGGAACUCUGCAGUACAUGGCUCCUGAGAUCAUAGACAAGGGUCCUCGAGGCUACGGCAAACCAGCCGACAUCUGGUCCCUGGGCUGCACCAUCAUAGAGAUGGCCACUGGGAAGCCCCCCUUCUAUGAACUGGGAGAACCGCAAGCCGCCAUGUUCAAGGUGGGCAUGUUUAAGAUCCACCCAGAGAUCCCAGAGUCCAUGUCUGCGGAGGCCAAGGCCUUCAUCCUGCGCUGCUUUGAGCCCGACCCCGACCACCGAGCCACGGCCCUCGACCUGCUCACGGACGAGUUCCUCACGGUCACCAGCCGCAAGAAGAAGAGCAAGAGCAGCUUCACAGCUUUGACGCCGGGAUCAGAGUAUCUCCGCAGCAUCUCCCUGCCCGUGCCGGUGGUCGUGGAGGACACCAGCAGCAGCAGCGAGUACGGCUCCGUCUCCCCCGACAACGACCUCAACACCAACCCCUUCAUCUUCAAGCCCAGCGUCAAGUGCUACAGCGAGAGGGACGUGAAGGGGCCCAGGUCUCUGUUCCUCAGCAUUCCUGUGGAGAAUUUCGAGGACCACAGCGCCCCCCCGUCUCCUGAUGAGAAGGACUCCGGCUUCUUUAUGCUGCGGAAGGACAGCGAGAGGCGAGCCACGCUGCACCGCGUCCUGACAGAGGACCAGGACAAGGUGGUGUCCAACCUGACGGAGGCGCUGAACCAGGGCUCUGAGGAAAUAAGGCUCACGCCGCAGCACAUCUCCACCCUCGUGGUCAGUCUGGCCGACUUCGUUCGCAUGGCGGACAGGAAGAUCAUCGCCAACACGCUGUCGCAGCUCAAGCUGGAGCUGGACUUCGACAGCACGGCCAUCAGCCAGCUGCAGGUUGUGCUGUUUGGCUUUCAGGAUGCUGUGAACAAGGUGCUGCGAAACCACAACAUUAAGCCUCACUGGAUGUUUGCUCUGGACAACAUCAUCCGCAAAGCUGUGCAGACGGCGAUCACCAUCCUGGUUCCAGAGCUGAGGCCUCACUUCAGCCUGGCGUCCGAGAGCGACGCCGCCGACCAGGAGGACGUGGACGACGUGGAGCCGGAGCGAGACUCCGCCCACCAGAGCCGGGCGCCGGUGGCCGCCACGCACGACGACACCGUGGCCACGUCGGGCGUGAGCACGCUCAGCUCCACCGUGUCCGAGUCCCACGGCGCGCAGCGCUCGGUCAGCGUGGAGCUGAGCAGGAUGAAGCUGGAGAGCAGCAGGCUCCUGGAGCAGCUGCUGGAGAAGGAGCGCGAGUACCAGGCCAUUCUGCAGCAAGUGCUGGAGGAGAGGGAGCAGGAGAUCCGACUACUGAGGCUGCGAGCCGAGCCCGCAGACGCCCCCUCGCGCUCCCCGGAAACGCAGACGAGUCGACCUGAGAGGCACGAGGACUCGGAGCUGAGCCGCUGGCUGAGGCUUUACGGGGCGGAUCAGGACUCCAUCGACAGAAUCCAGAAUGAGGACUAUUCACUGAACGACCUCCUCCACCAUGUGACAAGAGACGACCUGAAGAGUUUAAGACUAAGAGGAGGCGUCCUGUGCAGACUGUGGAAGGCCAUCACAGACCACAGGCACAAACCCACCUGAGGCCUUCGGCGCCGCCCUCGUUCCCUCGUGUUCAAAGGCUGAGUCUGUCAGAGGCGCCUGUGCUGCUCUGUGGCUCAGCAGCUUCAGGACGUCCUCCUCCGCUCUUGUCUGAGCAUUGGGAGGAUUUUAGACAUGAGGUGGAUGUUACAGCAACAAUUACUGAGAAGUGCCACUAGUUUUGAGCAUGUCUGACGGACAUGACGCAUUUUUUGUUACAGGUGUUUGGUGAGAAAAUCUCUAGAUUCUUGAAAACUGUUGAAAUGUUUCCUCUCGUCUUUACAGGAUGUUUACAAAACUGGAGAAUGACUGUUUUCUAACACAAGCCUGAGAUACAAAAUACUACGCUGAACAUCAUCUGUGCUAAAGUUUUUAGCUUAUCACUACUUUUAUUUAAAUGUGUUUUUAAUUUAAUUGUAAUUCUAACCUGAAGGAUGUCAGUGCAGUUAUUUUAUUUUUGAAGUUUAGUUUUAUCUUCACUGAAACAUAUUUAAACUGACGAUGCUUUUGUCAUAUUUCCUUUUAUAUAACAAAUCUACAUUUUUAUUUUCCAGAAUCAUGUAAAUAUCAUCUUACAGAAAUAUGUGAAUGAAUUUUAUGUACUUUAAAGACCAACAUAGUUUAACGUCCAUGUGAACGGGACUGAGUCUAUAUUGAUAAUCAUAGGAAAAUAUUAGUUAUCAUCACUGCAUUAGACCAUCUGCUGUUUGUUUUACACUGACAAUGUGUUUUGUGCAGAUAUGAUCAUCGUGAUCACUCACAUGUUUAAUGCAAAAUUUGUUUGCAUUUCAGAUUUUCAUUACGAGUGUUUUUUAUUUCAAACCAAACUGAAUGAGGAAAUAAUCAUAAGCGGUGUGUCCAUUUUUUUUAAAUCAUGUCUGAAAUUAAAAAAAUGUCAUAUUGUUAAAUAAAUUUUUCAUCUUGAAACCGUCA
This is a messenger RNA of Betta splendens (Siamese fighting fish), 5469 nucleotides long. RefSeq names its product mitogen-activated protein kinase kinase kinase 5 (gene map3k5). NCBI's taxonomy places the organism in Eukaryota, Metazoa, Chordata, Actinopteri, Anabantiformes, Osphronemidae. Bases 481 to 4539 code for a protein of 1352 amino acids. The transcript is spliced from 30 exons. Gene Ontology annotation, molecular function: MAP kinase kinase kinase activity; ATP binding. The record is from RefSeq and is a predicted model, not a curated record. Gene Ontology annotation, biological process: MAPK cascade; protein phosphorylation; cellular response to stress.